Physella acuta is the source of this 1521-nucleotide messenger RNA. Its product is annotated as 4-galactosyl-N-acetylglucosaminide 3-alpha-L-fucosyltransferase 9-like. The record is from RefSeq and is a predicted model, not a curated record. Lineage: Eukaryota; Metazoa; Mollusca; Gastropoda; Physidae. Gene Ontology annotation, molecular function: fucosyltransferase activity. Gene Ontology annotation, cellular component: membrane.
AUGCAAACCUCCUCAGGCCAAAAUAGUGUUUCUGGCAACGUAGGGUACAAACCUUCAAAGAAAGUUUGUUUCGGAUUCUGUUUAAUUAUCAUUUUGGGCUUUGUUUUCUAUGCUCAAAGUGGGAUUAAUGCCUCAAAAGAAACAUAUGCUCAAACGAAUACAAACGUUACCUUUUCUAAAGAAUGGCAUUUAGCAAUAAAAAAUACAUCAGUUAAAGACGUUUACCCCAGCAAUAUACGAGACAAAACGUCCAACUUUGAAACAAAUCAUAGUGAGUUUGUAGCAGUGGCUUCCCUUGGUUUAACACAACAAACCCAACAGCCUCAUAGACCCACGCCACUGACCCAGUCAAUAACUGGAACUUUAAACAAGGCCAGGAACACACAGAGUUAUCUCACACUCUCAAAUAAUAACAAAUUUAAUGACAGCCUACACAUUGUUAAACUAUUAUUCAAUGACAAUAAAACCAAUUCUGACACAAGUACGUUGAAGAUGAAAGAAUACGCUCAAUUGUGCCAAAAGACCAAAUAUCUAGAAUGUCCAAUUAAGAAAGUAAAAUCAUUCAACAGCACAUUUCAUAUAUCAGUUGCAAACUGGCCUAGUUGGUUGCCAGUGACGGUAUUUCAAUUUUCUACAUGUAGACACAGCAACUGUGUUUUCCACAAAGCCAUUAGUCAGAGAACGGAUGUCGUCCUUGUACAUGGCGUUGGUCUUGACGACCAGAUGGUACCAGCAAAAAGAUGGCCGCACCAGACGUACGGCUUUGUUGUCUGGGAGCCGCCUGGUGCCAUGUACGCCAAAUUUCUAAAACGAAACGUCUCACUCUGGGACAACUACUUUAACUUCACUGUGUCCUACAGGACUGACUCGGACAUUUUUGUUCCAUACGGCAAGCUAAAGCUGAACCCCAAACCACUGAAAGAAAGACCCAACUAUCUGGAGAUUGCUAAAAAGAAGAACAAAACAGCCGUCUGGUUUGUUAGCAACUGUUACGCACCUUCUAAAAGACUUCAAUACGUUAGAGAAAUGCAGAAAUAUGUAGACAUCGACAUAUUCGGCAAAUGUGGCGUUCAGUGCAAAGGGGAAAAAGUCAACUUGUGUGAGUGGUUACCUGAAAAUUACAAGUUCUACUUGUCAUUUGAGAAUUCGUUUUGUCAGGAUUACGUCACGGAAAAGUUUUUUAAAGUAUUUGAGCCGGACACCCACGUGGUCCCUGUGGUCAGGGGUGGGGUGGACUACGACCAAUCUUUCCCUAACGGCACGUUCAUUAACGCGGCACAUUUCCAGAGCCCCAAAGACUUGGCGUUGUUCUUGAGGCAGCUUGCUUCAAACCUCGAGGCCUAUAGCGAGGUUUUAAAACGUAAACAUGACUACGUCUACUAUUGGGAUUCACAUCUCGAUGUAGCGUGUGGUAUUUGCAAUGCUUUAAAUGAAAACCCAUCACUUAACAAAAGCAUUAACAUUAGACAAUGGUUGAACAAUUAUACUUGCCAAUCUCCUACAGAUAUUUAACAAACUUUU